CGCUAUGUCGUCGAAACUUUCGACUCAUUUCCUCAUUUUCUUGAGCCAAAUUGCAAAUCUUUUGACUUGAACACAUUCAGUUAGUGUUUGGUUUGUGAUGUAUUCUGUCUAUCCGCGGUUGAAAAUAAUUCAUCACACAAUUACUUCCUAAUCUAUAGAUUAAGAUAUUUUGAUAAAUAAGGAAAACUUAUAAUUCACGGUACUAUAAUCACUCAACGUGAAACGAAACACUUUAUAACGAAAAGAAUACUUAUUGAAAUACAUUAUUCAAAACGGCGACGGCGAUAUCAAACCACGAUAUCUCUGAAUUGAAGUUCCUAUUUCCACUGUUGAAAGUGCUAUUAAAAGUGCGAUGAUGCGUGUUUGACGUGUUUUUCAGUUGCAAGAGAAAUUCAGACUUGAAAGAAACCUGUGAUAUUUGUGUAAAGGAACCACUGAAUUUGGCUCAAUGCCAGGACGGCAACGAAAGAAUCAAACAUUUUCAGUCGAUCGAGAGGACAGAAGAAAAAAUGGAAAAUGUCAUGAAAUCAAAUAAUUUUGAUAUUAUUGGAGAAAUCAAUGGAAACUUUGGAAAGUGGCAGAUGCGCACGGUCUUAUUAAUUUUCCUAACAAAAAUCCCUUCAGCGUGGUUUAUGGCUGUGAUCAUUUUUUCGGCGCCAGCACCACGAGAUGGAGAGUUUUUCUGCCAUCCUUCGGUGAAAGUUUUAAAUUCACAUACACAAGAAAAGUUUGAACGGAUGCUUGACUUUAAUAAGACCGCUUGGAUUUCAAUGAUGCAUCCAACGACGGAUUCGGAUAACGAUGGAACCAAUAAAAUCGAUUUUUGUAAUAUAUACGCUGACGCUCAUAAAGUUUCCGAAAUGUAUUUUCACUCGUUGUCCUCAAUUACAGAAGAUUGGAUUUCACCCAAUCGAAAUGACAGCGUUAUUGUGCCAUGCAAACGAUUUUAUCAUCAUACAGACUUUUCAACACUUGUAACAGACUAUAAUUUGGUUUGCAACAAAGACAUUCUAAUUGCUAGCACCCAAUUUUUUCAUUUGUUUGGUGUAUUAACAGGAGGAUUGUUAGCAACUUAUUUAUUAAAACAUUUUAGUCCCAAAAGUGUUAUGCUUUUCGGCAUGAUCACUCAGAUUUUUUGUGGCAGUAUGACGGGCCUAGUUGACUCGUAUGAGUUGCAUGUCUUUUUUCGUUGUCUGUCAGCCAUUUGUUGUUGUCAAAUGUACACGGCUGGAGGAAUGAUUUUUUCAGAUAUUACAUCGGGCAAACAAAAAACAAUAGUGGUUACACUUUUUGAGCAAUUUUGGUCAAUUGGCGUAAUUCUUUUGCCGUUACUAGCUCAUCUUGUUAAAAGCUGGUCACAUUUAUAUUUGGCAAUCAGUUGGCCAACAGUAGUUUUAAUCAUAUUAUGGAGAUGGAUUCCAAAUUCACCCCGAUGGUUGCUUGCAAACGGUCGCAUUGAUGAAGUCAGAGAUAUUCUUAUUGAAUCGGCUAUUGUUAAUGAUCGUAAAAAUGUUUUGCCAUCAAAUUUAGAGUUUCUACUUCGGCAGCAAGCAUACAAUAUGCAAAAUCAACUACCUCCAGCUGGAUGGUGGACUCUUUGGAAAGGACCAACUGCUUCUUUUCGGAACAUGGUCUGUGUACAUAUUUGCUGGUCCAUUUAUAUCAUAACAUAUUAUGGAAUGCUUUUGAAUAUUCGAUCAUUUAGUAGAGAGCAUUUGGAAAUUAAUACAAUGAUUGCAGGUUGCUGUGAGAUUCUCGGUGUAUUUGUUGGAUUAAUUUUAAUUUUGUACACAAGAAGAAAAUGGCUCUACACAGGAUUAUUUAAUAUCAUUGCUGGAUUGAUUGCUUACAGCGCUUGGCUCAUUCCAUUAGAUAUUGAAGUCAAUUUAAGAGUGUCACUUUUGAUGUUAUCAUCUAUGGUUUCAAAAGCCGCCAUUUCCUGUACGCUUGCAAUUUUAACUACAUGCACUACUGAACUGGUUUCUGAAAAUCAAAAGAAAAUCUGUGCUUUUUCAACAAUCGUUUAUGCGCGGAUUUUUUUGCUCUCUGCUCCGUUUAUCGGCGCUACUAUUGUGUUUGGUCAACUCAUACCACAGACAUCGUUUACAACCCUAUCAAUUUUCGGUGGAAUUUUAAGCACAUUAAUUAGUAGUCCCCGAACAUUAAACACACCAGUUAAGCAUUCAAAUUUCUCAAAAGAAAUUUUUCCAGAAAUAUACACAAUUAAAAAUUUUGACAGCCUAAGCACAACGGACAAGCCCAAAGGUUGAAUGUGAAGAGUCGCUGCAGUGAUUAAGAGACAAUUUAAAAUGUUACACUAUUUAUUUAUGCAUAGAAAUAAAAAUGUGAUAAUCA
Molecule: messenger RNA, 2355 nt
Organism: Contarinia nasturtii (swede midge)
Lineage: Eukaryota; Metazoa; Arthropoda; Insecta; Diptera; Cecidomyiidae
Product: solute carrier family 22 member 8-like
Exons: 14
Coding region: 510-2270 (586 amino acids)
Biological process (GO): transmembrane transport
Molecular function (GO): transmembrane transporter activity
Source: RefSeq, a predicted model, not a curated record